Molecule: messenger RNA, 2492 nt
Organism: Paramacrobiotus metropolitanus
Lineage: Eukaryota; Metazoa; Tardigrada; Eutardigrada; Parachela; Macrobiotidae
Product: chromatin assembly factor 1 subunit A-like
Exons: 10
Coding region: 162-2249 (695 amino acids)
Biological process (GO): nucleosome assembly
Cellular component (GO): CAF-1 complex; nucleus
Source: RefSeq, a predicted model, not a curated record
AAACACAAAGGCUGAACCACGCUGCCCGCGCUCUUCAGUUCAGAGGACCAAAAAUUCCCGAGCCAUGAUGUUGGCAGACACUACUACUACAUCGCGUUUUCCUGGAGAUUGACUGAUUUGCGCUGCUUAUUCGAUCACGUUUUCCGAAGUUAGCUACAUUUAUGGAUAUGCCGUCUGGAGAGAUGUGUUCGUCGUCGGUGGUGGUGGACCUUACCAGAAGUCCUUCGGUAGAAAGAAUGGCGCAACCAGCCACUCCGACGAGCGCAGUUGUGUACUGGCCUGUUGGUGAAGCGGAAAACCCGCGCAUGCCAUCUUAUGUCAUGGCACUGGACGCUGCGAACCUCUCGAUGAUAGAAGCAGGUGGUUCUCUCGUGGAAAAGGGUUCGUGUCGCGCCAAAAUCCGAGGGAAAGAGUACGAACCAUGCAUUUUGCUGCUGCUGUCAAGAGGUGAAUCGGUCAAAUCGUUAAAAUUGAAACUGGUAAAGGAGGAAAAGAAAUACCUCGACAUGGGUCGCAGAUACUGGAGAGAAGCGAAGACCGAGCAGAAAAACGAUGAAAAGAAGCAGAAGGAAGAAGAAAAGAAAAUGAAAGAAGAGGAGAGGAAGCAAAAAGAAGCAGAACGCGAAGAGCAAAAAAAACAAAAGGAAGAAGAAAGAAAAAAACGCGAGGAACAGAAGAAAGAAAAGGAAGAGGAGCGAAAGAAGCGAGAGGACGAGAAGAACGAGCAGCGCCGCAAGCGUGAAGAAGAGCGCAAGUUAAAACUGGAGCAGGAAGAAGCCGCCGCCAAGGCCAAAGAAAAAAAGAACCGAACGGAAGCCAAGCAGCGCAGUAUGAUGGAAAGUUUUGUGAUUCACAAAGAGAAAGCCAAACCAGUCCACCUGGAAGGAUCGGGCGGUAUUGCAGUGUUUCAGCCUUUCGAAGUGCAAAAGGGUGUCUUUUUUCCUCCAUAUUAUCCUCCUGGUAAACUGUUUUUGUCGGAAUCAGCUGCGGAAAAUCUGCUUCGAGCGCUACAGAGUGGCGGGACGUCUUGGGAAGGGUUGUAUCUGGCGCAGUUGAAGCGGCAUCAGCAUGUUCCACAACAGUUUCCCGCAACUUGCCCACGCAGACCUUUGGAGAAGAGUAAAGAAGUUAUCUUGGACGGAGAGGACGAAAUCGAGUGCUCAUUUGCAAAGUCAUCAGCCAAAUAUAAUGUGAAAUUGCUGCAGUUUUCGGAUAACGCCCGGCCGCCGUAUUAUGGAACUAUGCGCAAAACUAGCAGCAAAAUUCACGCUAGAAAUCCGUUUAACAAAGAUGCCGACAUCGAAUAUGAUGUGGACAGCGACGAAGAGUGGGAAGAAGAGCAGAUUGCCGCAAAAGACGCUGAAGAGCUGAGCGUGAAUGACAAUGAUGACGAAGAAGAAAUGAGCGAGGAGGAAGAGGAUGAUGACGACGGGUUUUUUGUGAAGGAUGAUGAAGAGUUUGAAAACUCAAACGAUGCGGAAGCUAACAGGCAGAAUAUGGCCGCUGGUACGAUUGGACGAUGGCUUUCCAAAAGACCAUUUAAGAAGCCCCCUAAUCGCUACAUUAUUGGACCAUUCUGGGCGCAUCAGGAAGCAAAAUGCCCUGAGGCUUUAAAAAAGCUAACUGUAAUUCCCCUUGCUCAAGAUUUUGAAGAAAUAAUCGAAAAGGCGGUUGCUCACGAGGACAUGGGCGAUUCUGUCAGCAAGAUACCGGCUAUAAUGAUGCCGUUCUUAAUUAAGUUAACACAUGGCAGUGGUGCUCGCAAGCCAGCGAUAGCCAAGGCGUUUCUGAAUUUAUGGGAAGUAAAAGAAAAUCGCCAGGAAUUGGCUGAAUACGGAGAUUUGGGCAGUAAUGUCGUGAGCAUCGUGCAGACUGUUGAACGGCCACGUGAACUGACCAAGGGUUUAAUUUGUACCGUCAUUGGGAGCAUAUCGACGUGGAGCCGUCCGCCCGCAACAGAAAAACAUCGUCGACACUGCCAUUAUGUAUCCGAAAAGGUGCGAGUGCUCUACAAAACGUUGGAAGGGCCAUGUCUACCGAACCUGGCAAGUUGUAAAACCGAGGCUGAAAAGAAGCGAAAAGUCGAGGAAAUCGCCCCAACAUCACCGGAAAUACCAUUUAAACAGGCCAAAGUGGAGACGCCCAAUAAAGAGGGCGCCAAACCUGCGCAGAUUGCAGCCCGACGAGUGGCGUUCUGGAACGUGGAUUCGAAGCCGGUUGAAAAAGAAACAAUGGAGGUAGUCGAGUAAGCUACGUACCUAUCUGGUGUUGUUUAAGAACAGUGUACUGUGCGGAUAAAGAGCGCGUUUGGCGGCACGCUUAUCCUCUCAUAAUUCAAUAUCACGGCUUUCUGACUUGUCGGCUUUCUGACUUGUUUAGCAUACUGCUUAUCAGAAUCGAGUCGCUUUUUGUGUGUGUGUUAUUUUGGGAUAGGAUUUGUUACUUGUUUAGUCGGCUUCCGACACUAAAAUGAAAUAUAGAUCCACUAGUGG